UGGAAAUCCAGCAUAGCUUAUCUGAAAGGCUUGGCAGCAGUCCGUCGGAAAAGAAAUCCAUCCGGGACGAUCAUACCAGUACAUAGCAAUGAAGCUGCUUGUUGCUACUGUAACCGGUCGUAGUGUUCGCCGCAAAGCAUGACAUCACGCACUCUUGUCUCCAUGACGUAUUGUUCAUAGGAUUUUCUUGUUUUCAUUUAUAUCCAGCGAGUCCCCAGAUAUUGCAGAAGUGAAAAGACCCAUCUCUCUCACUCUUCAGUCCAGUCUGCAAGCCUGGCCGAUACAUUCUACUUGCAAUUGAUCUCCGUUCACCAUGGCUACGGAUAUUUAUACAAGGGAGCUUCGUCAGCCCGUAGACGUUGCUGAAUACUUGUUUCGACGCCUGAAAGAGGUUGGCAUUCGCUCCGUUCACGGUGUCCCGGGUGACUAUAACCUUGUAGCGCUAGAUUACUUGUCGAAAUGCGGACUCCAUUGGAUCGGAAACUGCAAUGAACUCAAUGCAGGAUACGCUGCAGAUGGUUAUGCCCGGGUUAACGGAAUCGCAGCUCUAGUGACCACAUUCGGUGUGGGUGAGCUGUCUGCGAUUAACGCCAUUGCAGGAGCAUACUCGGAAUUCGUGCCUAUUGUUCAUAUUGUUGGCCAACCGCACACAAGGUCGCAGAAGGACGGGAUGCUCCUCCAUCAUACGCUAGGAAAUGGGGACUUCAACGUGUUUACCCGGAUGAACGCUGAGCUCUCUUGCAGCGUUGCACGCUUAGACGACACGCACGAGAUAGCGACUCUCAUAGAUAAUGCUAUUCGAGAAUGCUGGGUCCGGAGUCGCCCUGUAUAUAUCACGCUCCCUACCGACAUGAUUGUGAAGAAAAUCGAGGGAGAGCGACUAAAGACACCCAUUGAUCUCUCACUUCCAAGGAAUGAUCCCGAGAAAGAGGACUAUGUCGUCGAUGUUGUCCUGAAGUACCUACAUGCCUCCAAGAAGCCAGUGAUUCUGGUGGAUGCUUGUGCUAUUCGUCAUCGAGUUCUUGAAGAAGUCCAUGAUCUGGUGAAGGCCUCUGGCCUCCCGACUUUUGUGGCCCCAAUGGGUAAAGGAGCUGUGAGCGAGACGCAUCCGAACUACGGUGGAGUUUAUGCAGGGAAUGGAUCCAAUCAAGGUGUCAGAGAACAGGUCGAGUCGUCUGAUCUUGUCCUGAGCAUUGGUGCUAUCAAGUCUGACUUCAACACGGCCGGAUUCACAUACCGCAUCGGCCAACUGAACACCAUUGACUUCCAUAGCACAUAUGUGCGAGUUCGCUACUCCGAAUACCCAGAAACAAACAUGAAGGGUGUCUUGAGGAAGGUGAUCGAAAGGAUGGGUGCUGUCAACACCGCACCAGUCCAGCCGAUCACCAAUGCUCUACCAGAGAGUGAGAAAGGCUCGAAUCAACAGUUAAUCACUCAUGCCUACUUAUGGCCAACAGUCGGACAAUGGUUGAAGGAAAACGACAUCGUCAUCACGGAGACAGGGACUGCAAACUUCGGUAUCUGGGAAACUCGGUUCCCGCCAGGUGUUACAGCUAUUAGCCAAGUUCUCUGGGGUAGUAUUGGUUACUCCGUUGGGGCUUGUCAGGGUGCGGCCGCCGCUGCGAAGGAGCAGAACAACCGUCGAACGAUCCUAUUUGUUGGUGACGGCAGUAUUCAACUCACUCUGCAGGAAGUGAGCACUAUGAUUCGAAACAAGCUCAACCCAAUAAUUUUCGUGAUCUGCAAUGAAGGCUAUACUAUCGAAAGAUAUAUCCACGGAUGGGAACAGAGCUACAACGAUAUUCAAGAAUGGGACUUCGUGAACCUGCCCCCAGCAUUUGGGGCAAAGGACGAAUACAAAGGAUACCGGAUCAAGACAAGGGACGAGCUCAACAAGCUUUUUGCAGACCAAAAAUUCGCUUCAUGUCCAUAUUUACAGCUGGUCGAAAUCCACAUGCCUCGUGAAGAUGCCCCGGCGCCUCUGAAAUUGACGGCAGAAGCAGCCGCUGCGAGAAACAAAUAAGGACAACAUUUCACGUUGAUUUCUAAGGGAAAUUUCGCUUUUUCCUGCAUUAAUAAUAUAUAUAAUUUGUUAAUCAAAUAGAGCUUGUGAAAAGUUUUAUAAUACUUCAGUGAGAAAGGGGAAGACGUUAAUGCACGUCGACUAAUUCUCCGUGACUCCCAGAAUCUUGGGCAUAAUUCGGAGAUUAAAGAGUGAAGGGAACAGUUUCCGAACAUCAAUCCCUAACCAGGUUAAUGG
Molecule: messenger RNA, 2260 nt
Organism: Aspergillus ruber CBS 135680
Lineage: Eukaryota; Fungi; Ascomycota; Eurotiomycetes; Eurotiales; Aspergillaceae
Product: alpha-keto acid decarboxylase family protein
Exons: 4
Coding region: 314-2023 (569 amino acids)
Molecular function (GO): magnesium ion binding; thiamine pyrophosphate binding; carboxy-lyase activity
Source: RefSeq, a predicted model, not a curated record